Molecule: messenger RNA, 1917 nt
Organism: Coniophora puteana RWD-64-598 SS2
Lineage: Eukaryota; Fungi; Basidiomycota; Agaricomycetes; Boletales; Coniophoraceae
Product: transketolase
Exons: 10
Coding region: 1-1917 (638 amino acids)
Molecular function (GO): catalytic activity
Source: RefSeq, a predicted model, not a curated record
AUGUCUGGCGCCGCUAGCCCCUUCCCCAUCGACCUCAAGCAGUACAAAAAGCUCAAGCUCGAUCCCUCGAAGCCCCAGCUCACAUCGGAGGAGAAGGCUACCCUCCAGCAUAACAUCCAGCUUCUCCGUGAUGCGAUAGUCCUCUUCACCGCGACUGGCGCCGCCCGUGGUGUCAGUGGCCACACUGGUGGGGCCUUCGACACCGUCCCCGAAGUGUGCAUUCUCCUCAGCUUGUUCGAGCACUCGGAGAAGUACCUUCCCAUCAUCUUUGACGAAGCCGGCCACCGCGUCGCUACCCAGUACCUCCUCUCCGCCCUCGAUGGCUCCCUCCCCGCUGAGCACCUCCUGAACUACCGCGCCGCCAACUCGAAGCUCCCGGGUCACCCUGAGCUCGGUCUCACCCCCGGUGUUAAGUUCUCGUCGGGCCGCCUCGGCCACAUGUGGCCCCUCGUCAACGGUAUCGCGCUCGCGAACCGGGAUAAGACCGUGUUCUGCCUGGGCUCCGAUGGCUCGCAGCAGGAGGGUAACGAUGCCGAGGCUGCUCGUCUCGCCGUCGCUCAGAACAUCAACAUCAAGCUCCUCAUUGACGACAAUGACGUCACCAUCGCCGGUCAUCCGUCUGAGUACAUGAAGGGAUACGACCUCACCAAGACGCUCGAGGGUCACGGUCUCAAGGUGUACACAGUCCAGGGCGAGGACCUCGACGCACUCUGGGGCGCCAUUGCGUCUGUCACGACCCACAAUGGCCCCGCUGCAGUCAUCGCUAAGCGCAAGAUGGCACCCGGUGUCGACGACAUCGAAGGCAGCACUCACGGUCACGAUGUCAUUCCCGUCAAGUCUGCCAUCAAAUAUCUCACCAAGCGCGGCUACCCCGAGUCGGUCGCCUCGGACAUCCUCCUCAACAUUAAGCCCUCCCCCGUCCCUUAUCUCUACAUCGGCUCGACCAAAGAGACCGCCGCGAACCGUGUUCAGUUUGGUGAGGCCGUCAACCUCGUGCUUGACGGCCUCAGCAAGGAGGAGGCUGCUAAGAAGGUCAUGGUCAUCGACAGUGAUCUCGAGGGCUCGACCGGUCUCAAGGUCAUCCACCAGAAGCACCCCGAGGUCUUCAUUCCCUCUGGUAUCAUGGAGCGUGGCAAUUUCUCGGCUGCCGCUGGUUUCGGCUUCCAGGAGGGCAAGUUCGGUGUCUUCUCGACGUUCUCGGCUUUCUUGGAGAUGGUUAUCUCUGAGAUUACCAUGGCCCGUCUGAACAACUGCAACGUUCUUUCUCACUUCUCCCACUCUGGCGUUGAUGAGAUGGCCGACAACACUUGCCACUUCGGUAUUAACUCCUUCUUCGGCGACAAUGGUCUCUCAGAUGUGCAGUCGUGGCUGUACUUCCCCGCCGAUGCGGCUCAGAUGACCGCCGUUAUCCAGCGCGUCUUCUUCGAGCGCGGCGUGCGGUUUGUCUUCUCGACGCGUGCCAAGGUUCCCUAUAUCCUCAAGGAGGAUGGCAAGACCAGGUACUUCGGCGAUGACUACGAGUUCCAGCCGGGCAAGGACGAAGUCAUCGCCGAGGGCACGGCCGGAUACGUUGUCUCGUUCGGAGAGAUGCUCUACCGCUCGUGGGAUGCUGUUCUCCGCUGCCGCCAGGAGGGCCUCGACGUUGGCUUGAUUAACAAGCCGACGUUGAACGUUGUCGAUGAGCGGGCAAUCCGCAAGGUCGGCUCGAGCCCCUUUGUGCUCGUCGUCGAGUCGUUCAACCAGAAGACCGGUCUUGGGUCCAAGUUCGGCACCUGGUUGCUCGAACGCCAGCUCACGCCCAAGUACGGCUACAUUGGCACAACCAAGGAGGGCUGUGGUGGUCUCUCGGAGCAGAUUCCUCACCAGAACCUCGACCCUCAGGCCAUCAUCUUGAAGAUCAAGCAGCUCUCGCAGUAG